Molecule: messenger RNA, 671 nt
Organism: Etheostoma spectabile (orangethroat darter)
Lineage: Eukaryota; Metazoa; Chordata; Actinopteri; Perciformes; Percidae
Gene: fam32a
Product: family with sequence similarity 32 member A
Exons: 4
Coding region: 174-512 (112 amino acids)
Cellular component (GO): nucleolus
Source: RefSeq, a predicted model, not a curated record
UGUGAAAAUGAGCUACUGCUCCUGUCUGGCCGGGAAGAUACACUGCGAGACGAGUGGUGCCGUCGAGUCAUUUCGCUCCAAUCCGACAGGUGGCAGCUCAGCUGCAGGUAAGCCGAGCACCGUAAUAACAAAGUAGAAGAAGACGAUUGAGAGCUUCUGGCAGCUUCUCGAAAAUGUCUGAGUACGCUGCGGCCCAGAAGAGUACCCUGAAAUUAAAAGGUGUGGGAGCCAUUUCAGCAGGAAAAAAGAAAAAGAAGAAGGAUAAAGAGAGUAAGCAUCGCUUGGAGCAGGUCGCGACCAGUCAAAACGAUGAGGAGGAAAAAACCAAAGCAUAUGUUGACAAAAGGACACCUGCUCAAAUUGCCUUUGACAAAAUGCAAGAGAAGAGGCAAAUGGAGAGGAUUUUGAACAAAGCAUCAAAGACACACAAACUUAGAGUCGAGGAUUUCAAUCGCCACCUGGACACCCUGACCGAGCAUUAUGAUAUUCCGAAGGUCAGCUGGACCAAAUAGAAGAGGAGUAAAUGCUAUUUUUUUUUUUUUUUUUCACCACUUCAUGUUCAGUAGUCUUGCACAUCACAUUUGUUUGCUUGUUUUAACAUUCCCUCUAUUGGCCUUCAAUCAUUAUGUUUUAAAUCUUGGUUGGACAAUAAAGGACUUAGUUAACUUGUA